CAAUUGAUGCGUAAUUACCCCUUGAAUGAUGCCGCUCGGGGAAAAAAAUAUUGAGGACCAUUGUGGGAGUUAGUUGGGCAAUAUCACAUCAUGAGCAUGCGUUUUCACCCCCACAGUUAGUCAUGAAAAAAGAAUAAUGCACCACGCAACAGACUCGGACGGAUUUCGGUAGGUACAACAGGCUAAUCAGGAGACUCAAGUCUUCGGCGAUGUCAUGAACCGGAAUCACCAAGGCUUUGUCGGAUGAACCGAUGCGCCCGCACCUGCUCGGUAAUGGUUCUAAGCAAGUACACUGCGCCAAAAAAUAUUUGAGGAAGUGGUAACCAGUUACAGUAUCGCUUUGAUCCGCCGGAGACCAGCGGAUCCUGGUAGUAACACCACAGUAGGAGAUAAAGGGGGAUAGGUUAAAGUUUUGUAAGUUCUGUAAGAACCCAGUUUUAACAGCUGUCAAUCAAGUUGGUAGAAACCUAUUGCUGUUAAUUCAAGAUACAAUUACCUCAUGUAGUAUAUAUAAAACAGUAGACAAAGGCAAUAGAUCCAAUUCAUGAAUCAGAACCCUGAGAGAAAGAAGGAGUCGAUUCGCACUACUGUAUAUUAGUUUAUUGCCUUCUGAAAAGUAGACAUGCAAUUAAUUAAUUGUCUAUUUUUGGAAAUAAUUGAGAAAACUAAUUGGCUGCAACUUUUGAUUUGUCCAACCAUCAGUUCUGCCGACGCAUCCGGUUCUGUUACGGGUUUGGCCAAGAGGGAUGACAUAGUUACUCAGAUUGAUGACGGACAAAUUCAACAAGUCACUAACGAAGCUGUUGCUUCGGUGGUGAAUCAAAUUAGUGAUGGUCAAAUUCAACUUCAAACUACCGCUACUGUCCUCAAUCAAAUAAGUGAUGGUCAAAUCCAAGCCCAAACUACUGCUACUGUCCUCAAUCAAAUCAGCGAUGGACAAAUUCAGGCCCAAACUGCUACUGUCGUCAACCAAAUCAGUGACGGACAAAUCCAACAGCAAACUGCUGACGUUGUUAACCAAAUUGAUGACGGUCAAGUACAACAGCAAACCUCCACUAUUGCAGCCGUCAACCAAAUCAGCGAUGGACAAAUUCAACAGCAAACUUCCACUGCUGCUGCUCUUAACCAAAUAAGUGACGGUCAAGUACAAGCCGCUUCCACUGCCACUGUUGAUGCUGCCAGUCAGAUCAGUGAUGGUCAAAUUCAAGAUGCUACUUCUACUAGCGAAGCUCCAGACACCAACGUUACUGAAACCUGUGUUGCCUCUGGAUCUUUACUCUUGCAAUUGAAGGACGGUAUUUUGACUGAUGCAAAGGGAAGAGUUGGUUCUAUUGUUGCUAACAGACAAUUCCAAUUCGAUGGUCCUCCACCACAAGCUGGUGCCAUUUAUGCCGCUGGUUGGUCUGUGGUUCCAAUUGACUACAAGGAAGAUUCUAAAACCAAAGAAAAUGCUGACAAGGGUAAGAGAAAUGAAUUGUAUAAAUUGGCUUUAGGUGCUCAAACAACUUUCUACAAAUGUUUGUCGGGUUCUUUCUACAAUUUAUAUGACCAAAGCAUUGGUGGUCAAUGUUCCGAAGUUGAAUUCGUUGUGUUGGAAGCUGUUGAAUGUUAAGAGUUUCUGACGUGCUGCGAGAAAAAGUUACUAUAUAAGAUUGUUCUUUCCUUUUGCAUAAACGUUGCAUUGUCAAGUCAUAAUUGACAUUUCAUAUUUCGAACGUUUUAAUUUUAUUUUCGUCAUGUUCCCGUGGAUAUAUGAAUAAAAAAUACCUAACAUAAACGUAUUAAACCAUCCUCUUACUCUUCAUACAUAUAUUAGCAGUAUUGCUGUUGAGUUGACUUUUUAAUCUGUCCAAAGACACUAGCUUAGUGGACAAUAAAGCCAAUUCGGUGCUAGCCAAUUUAUCAUUGAACUCUGGUUCUUUGUGGUUGGUCAGUCUCAAAUAACUAACAUGCCGAGACAACUGCCCUAUCAAGUUAUUGAUUUCAAUCAUCUUAGAAACUUCUAAACCUGGUCUUUCACUAUUGCAGUAAUCGACAAUCCCUUGUACUUUUAUUGACAUUUGUUCGAUUGAAUUAAGAAUAUUAUUCUUGCUCUGGUUCAAGUCAACUUGGUCUAAUUCAUCCGAUCGAUGAUUAGAUAAAUGAUAUUGGCUAUUUCUUAUGAUUGUAGACAAGGAGAUAUUCUCUGUUUCAUCGGACUCGACGAUAGUGUUCAAAGGUUUUCCAUUAUGGUAACCUUUAAUGAAGGUUUUAUCUGAUACCAGAUUCAAAUUCACCACCAAACAUACGGAUGAAUUGAAUUCUUGACAAAGUUGUUCAGUGAGGAUGGUUGGUGUUGACUUAUCUAAAAUAUGAUAUAUCCCCACCUUCUCAAGCUUCGGUAGAACAGUUAGAUGUUGUUGUAAUCUUUGAUUGUAGAAAUCCAUAUCUAUGGUGCCAUUAGAAGCAAGCAACUCAAAGGCAGUAUGAACACAAACAGAGUCGGACCCAGGCACACCCAAAAGAACCCCCACUGAAGCAUUGUUGCUAAUUGCUGUAUUGAUGUUGAAUAGGGCUAAAGAAUGGACCGAAAUAGUUGAAUAAUCCAUAUUGUAUGUAUGUACUUGUAGUUUUUGAUCCACAGGAGGGGUCGUGCGAGAUAACCGUGUGC
Messenger RNA from Yamadazyma tenuis ATCC 10573, 2650 nucleotides. Lineage: Eukaryota; Fungi; Ascomycota; Pichiomycetes; Serinales; Debaryomycetaceae. The record is from RefSeq and is a predicted model, not a curated record.